Messenger RNA from Xenopus laevis (African clawed frog), 1125 nucleotides. RefSeq names its product troponin C2, fast skeletal type L homeolog (gene tnnc2.L). Gene Ontology annotation, cellular component: myosin II complex. The transcript is spliced from 6 exons. The coding region runs from base 81 to 566 and encodes 161 amino acids. NCBI's taxonomy places the organism in Eukaryota, Metazoa, Chordata, Amphibia, Anura, Pipidae. The record is from RefSeq and is a predicted model, not a curated record. Gene Ontology annotation, molecular function: calcium ion binding.
UUUGGGGGUCUGUACAGAAGAGCAAAGAGACACCUCCUGCCAUCCUUCUCCUGCGCAGGGAUUUGGGGUGACCCGCCAAGAUGCCUACAGACCAGCAGCAAGAUGCGAGGUCCUUCCUCAGCGAGGAAAUGAUUGCUGAGUUCAAGGCCGCCUUUGACAUGUUUGACACUGAUGGUGGCGGUGACAUCAGCACCAAGGAGUUGGGAACUGUCAUGAGGAUGUUGGGACAGACCCCAACCAAGGAGGAGUUGGAUGCCAUCAUUGAGGAAGUAGAUGAGGAUGGCAGCGGCACUAUUGACUUUGAAGAGUUCUUGGUCAUGAUGGUGCGCCAGAUGAAAGAGGAUGCGCAGGGCAAAAGUGAAGAGGAGUUGGCUGAGUGCUUCCGUAUUUUUGACAAGAAUGCUGAUGGGUACAUUGAUGGCGAGGAGUUAGCUGAAAUCCUCCGUUCCUCAGGUGAGAGCAUCACAGAUGAGGAGAUUGAAGAGCUUAUGAAAGAUGGAGACAAAAACAACGAUGGCAAAAUUGACUUUGAUGAGUUCCUGAAGAUGAUGGAAGGUGUGCAGUAAGCAGUAGGACAUUCCUCUGGAGCGUUGUGACGCCAUCCUGUACAUUAAACUGCGUCUUACAUUUCAGGAAGGGACAAGUCACCCUGCUCUUUUCCUGUAUCUCCCACAAUCCUCCUUGCUUCUGAUGUGCACAUCACUCUCCAUGGCCAUCUUGCAUCCUGCAGAGAACCUCUCAGUUCAUGGUUUACUCUCAAACUCUGACAAUCUCAUAUGUUAUUUAUUAAAAAAAAAAUACAAAGUUACCAUUAAAACUCUUAGUGAACCUUUGAUAUCUCUGGGCUGCGUUCAUAGAAAUUCAAGAUCUAGCUGUGGUUCAAAGCAAAUGUAGAAGUACUUUUUUUGCUCAGGUCUCUCAUAUGAAGCAGCAUUAAUAGCAUUAUGGUUACCCCCCAUAUGCCACCCUAGAGGGCUGUCUGGUCUGUCUAGUGUUAACACUGAAGCUGCCAACCUUAUGCUGACACUUAGAAACGGUGGAAAGCACUAAUAUAUUUGCAUAUCCGUUAUUUUUACAUUCUUACAUUUCAGCAUGUAAAUAAAAAAGGGUGAUGUAUUUUGAGAA